Rhagoletis pomonella (apple maggot) is the source of this 1660-nucleotide messenger RNA. RefSeq lists its product as uncharacterized. The coding region runs from base 224 to 1330 and encodes 368 amino acids. NCBI's taxonomy places the organism in Eukaryota, Metazoa, Arthropoda, Insecta, Diptera, Tephritidae. The record is from RefSeq and is a predicted model, not a curated record. The transcript has 4 exons.
UAUGAUGAUAAUAUUUUUUAUAAACUGUACUUUGAGCUCACGCAAGUUUGACUCAUUAACUCAGCACUAAUACACAACUCCAGUAACAUUCUUUUAUUAUUUUUCUUCUUCACAGCUCCUUCUAGCCAUUGUGCCGAUCUUCUUCUGCAUUUCACGAGUUGUUUCUUUGAGCUACGCUCUGGGCGAUCGUGUCAGUGAUGACGCCAACAGCAAUACUUUUCUGAUGGCACAACGACAACUAAAGCAACAACAACAACAAUUGCAACGCAAUUCACAGGAGCAGAGGCAUUUCGGCGAGCUUAAACCAAACAUAAAAGGUUCAAAUAAAUAUUACAAUGAAAAUGAGGAAGCAGAGGCUUCGCAUAAUUCGAAUAACAAUAACAACAAUAUGGAUUACAAUGAUUACUUGCAACAGCAGCGGCAACAACGGCUACAAAAUGGGCUUCUGAGCGUGGCUGAACCUCAGUUUAGAAAUGGAUUAACGAAAGCGAACCGCAGGCGUGAAACAGCUUUGAUGGAAAUACAGCAAAAACAAGAUGGUGAUGAAGCGGCAGUGGAAAGAGAAAAUAACAGCGAUCUUAGUGAAAUUUUUGGCAGCUUUCAGCAUGAAAAGUACACAACCAAAAGCGCUAAGAACAAGGAUAGCGAUGGAGCUGAACUUCGUGAAACCAAUGAAAUUGAAAAUGCGAUUAACUACCAUCAACCGGAGCUUAUGCGUCGGUCGACACCAACUUCAUCGUCUGAUAUUGCGGAUGAGGAAGAGCUGAAUUUAGAACUGCCGUAUGGCAUACAAAAUGUGCGCAAGCGCCAGGCGCGCCAUAAUGCAGACCAUAUUAAACCGAUCGCUUACCAGUCGCUGUGUCCCACAAAACGCAUCGCCAUACCACUAGAAACAUCCGGUUAUGAAUAUCGUCCCAGUCAAUAUAUCGAAGUUAGUUGCGCUCAUCAUACGCCGGCGCACAGUUAUGAGUUCAGAAGGAAUCGGAUUUGUUCUGAAGCUGGCUUCUCUUGUAUCCAACUAAAUCGUACCAUACACCUGAUACGACGUAAAAAAGCAACCACGGACGAAUGUUGGGAAUCGGAAAUACGCAUCGUACCUUCGGGUUGUGAGUGCAUGUGGCCGAAGCAUGACAAUGGCGAUAUUGCUGCCUAUCAUGAGACGCCAAAGCGUUUUGGUGGAUAUGCCAAUGUACAGGCAAAUGCCGAUUACGAGCAAGGUGAAGGCUAUCGACAGAUUCGACCUCAACAAGUUGAGCUAUUCGGCAUAAAUGGUUUACAUCGUGACGAGGAAAACGACGGAGUUGGUUUUGAAGCCUUCGAAUACAAUUAGGCGAACAAAAUUUUGGUUGAAAAUUGAUUUUACUGGAUUUUCGUGUUGAUCUAAAGUAUAUUUUUGGCUGGCAAUGCAGGCAGGAAGUGCAUUAAAAAGAUUAAAAAAUAUUUUUUCUUUUCCAAAAUUUACAAAAAAAUAUAUACAUACCUGCAUACAUAUUUAUAUACUACAAAUAAGAACUUUAAAAUUACAUGCAACUAGCUCAUAAGUAGAAAAUGUGCCUUAUUUAUUUUAAUUUAUUAGUAAAUGUCUAAUCUGAAGAGGCUUCUAAAUACAUACACACAUUCGUAACAUAUACAUACAUAAAUGCAUAAUAUAUGUAACUAA